GUGACGUUGGUUUCUGCAGGUGUGCGGUAUUGCAGCAGCAUGCAGUGUUUAUACAGCAAGCUCCACGAUUAAAACAAGAGAAAAACCAAACAAACACACGCAGAAACGAAAGUUACACAGAAUGGUCGCAAACAUGACCAGCUUUGAAGAUAUGAAACAACUUGAAGCAAGUGGCGCCGUCUCACCAUCGGAGCAAAAAGACCACAUAGGGAGUGAAGCUUCCACAGAAGAGAGCUCAGAAAGUGAAGAUUCUGAUGAAAGUGUAGCUGAGAAUGAAUUGGAAAAAGAAGAAACAAACGAGGGAAGUUUGAACUCUGAGCACAGUGCAGAUGGAGAAACUGAGUUAUCUACUCUGAAAUCAGACUUUUAUAUUAAGCCUAUCUGUGAAAAAUGCAAGACCAGGCAGAAUCAAUCCUACGAACAAGUAACUCCAAGAAAAUUAUCAAAGGGACGAUUACUCUUAACACUGGAUAACGAAGGCUCCUACCAGUGUUUAGUCACGGGUUUGAUGUUCGAAGUUUCGGAGAAGGUUAAAAUCACGUAUGCAAUACUGUCCUGGAGCAAGUAUGGAACGUAUUUGAAAGAACCAUGGAAGUUAGUUGGUCCAAUAUUUGACGUGAAUUGUGACCCCACCAUUCUCAAAGCCAUCCACUUUCCCCAUUCACUCUGCUUGGGUGAUCAUGAAAGUGACAUGAAGUUUGGAGUUCUGCACAUUAAGGACAAUGCCUCCGUAAUAGAAUCAUCCUCUGAUCACUCUGCUUCCCAUAUUAAAUGGAAUGUCACUUCUCUGUCACCUGUGGGUCCCAUUGUUCAGACAUCACAACACAUAGAACAUCAUGGCGUGGUUCUUCUAUACAAAGUGUUAGACAGUCAUCCCUCGGCAUCGUUUCGUGUAUAUUUAGCUACAAACAACAACUCGGAUAUCAAGGAUAUAUCUAAAGAUGUCAAGCAGGCAAAUAAAGCAUACAUCAAAAUUGAUAAGCCUCCUAUCUGUCAGAAACUGCUGCUGGAAAAAAAGAAAUACAGACUAAUCAGUGAGCCAGAAGCCGACGUAACACCCGAGGAAAUACAGUUCACAUUAGAUGCAGUCAGAUUUAAAGGCUACUUUGAGGUUUAUUUUGAACAGCCAGUCCUGUUUAAACUGUCACUGGUUGAAGCUGACUCCGGUCUCGCUGUCUGGACUACAACACUACGAGAAUGUGAUUGGAAUACAAGCAAUUUUAAGGAAACAGCUAUCAAGACCGCAGCAAAUGGGAUUAAGAGAAAGCGAUCAAUCAGCAGUUCUGAGGAAAACAACAAUAAGAAAUUCAAACGUGCUGACACAACAGAUGGAUCAAGGUCCAGCAAGAACCUGUGUAUUACUGAGCAACAGCUUAUGAGAAUUGCAAAGGUUUUUGGUAAAGAGUGGAAACAGCUUGGCAUCAGCUAUCUGAAUAUCUCAAAGAACGAUAUCGAUCAGAUUCAAGAAGAAGACAAAGACGACCUAGCGAUGCAAAAAUUUAACAUGCUUCUGGAAUGGAAAAAGAAGGCAAAGGACAAUGCAACGAUAAAAGACCUCUACAAUAGCCUUCAUGAUCCAGAUGUUCCAUAUGUGGUAAAGAAGCUCCUUCAAGACAUGAUGAAUGAAAUGGAAGUGGAGCCACUAACAUUCACAGGGGCGUUAUGAACACGUUAUGAAGAGUCAAGCUGAACUUAUUGUAUUCAUUUUGAUUGGAAAUGUGAAGAACUGUUUUCAUACACUUUACUGGAACUUUUCUUGUCGGUUUUUAUUCAGGUUAGGCAUAGUUGUCUUCUUGCAGUAUAUACUUUACACUAGCUCCUAAAGGGAUCUGCUAAUAUUUGGUGCUUAAAUAAUGCAGUGUAGUAGCGUAAGCAUGAAAUGCACCAGGACUGCCAGUAAGAGAACCACUGUGACCUGUGAGCUAUCCCCAUAGAAGCGAAAACAUCCAUCUGACAAAAACAUUGCUUCUUGAUGGCAAAAACCAAUAUCUUGGACUGAAGUUAAGAAUUUGCUAUUUUCCAAGUGGAGGAUCUACAGAAGAGGGUACAGAAAGUAUUUUGGUAAAUAGUCAAAAAAUGGGAUAGUAACACUGACAAUCAAACAACUGAUUUCAGCAAAGGUUUGUUUGCCAUUUCUUGUUAAUGGUGUUCUAGCCACAAAGUGGCUCCAUUUGUAUCGAUGUACUGCAGUAUGUUUAAUUAUUUUCAGGUAUCAUACAAACUGUAUGCAGCUUUGCGAAGAACAAAGCUAUUAGCAUAGAGGAAUACUGGAUAUUGUCUUUAUGUAGGUAACAAUAUAUAUAGUUUGCAAAAUAAUGAUGUACUGUAUUUCAAUAAGGUGGCUUUCUCCUCCUCCACCCCAAACCCCAUGAUCACCAGUAGCAAGUCCAUUCCUGGAAUGAAACUCUCCUGUGGCAUAUGGGGAGGUUCAUUCUUCUUACAAAGCUCAAAUGAGUGUGAGAUUUUGAUGUUGGGUAGACAGUUCAUUAAAUAGAGGUGUGGCUGUUGGACAAGCCAAGGUCAUAUGCCGAUGGUGUUAGCUGAGUAACCACUAUGCUGCUGCUUCAACUUUACCUACAUGCUCAUUGAAAAAAAAAUAAACUGCCACUGUAGGGUUAUGAGCUAAUACAGCUAAACAUUUUUGUUCUUAGUCAGAUAUAAUGGCUACAGUUGGUGUGGAUACCACUGUGUGUGUCCUAUCUGUGGGGUCAAGGGCUCGUUUUAAAAUACUAAGCAAAGGAUUGACACGCCUAUAGACCUUCCUAGUUCACCUCCAUCCAGUUUUGGCCCUAUAGAGUGAACCUGACCAACUCCAGACAGGGAAACGGUAUACUGUGUUCUUAAUCAUGAUUCAAUGAAUCGAUUUAUGGAUGACA
Polyodon spathula (Mississippi paddlefish) is the source of this 2876-nucleotide messenger RNA. Its product is annotated as NACHT, LRR and PYD domains-containing protein 1b allele 2-like. Gene Ontology annotation, cellular component: THO complex part of transcription export complex. The record is from RefSeq and is a predicted model, not a curated record. Bases 122 to 1666 code for a protein of 514 amino acids. The transcript is spliced from 16 exons. Lineage: Eukaryota; Metazoa; Chordata; Actinopteri; Acipenseriformes; Polyodontidae. Gene Ontology annotation, molecular function: protein binding. Gene Ontology annotation, biological process: signal transduction; mRNA export from nucleus; regulation of DNA-templated transcription elongation.